Spirometra erinaceieuropaei is the source of this 14824-nucleotide messenger RNA. NCBI's taxonomy places the organism in Eukaryota, Metazoa, Platyhelminthes, Cestoda, Diphyllobothriidea, Diphyllobothriidae. The record is from the annotation of a GenBank genome assembly.
AUGCGCAUCCACGAGAGCGGCCUUGACCGCACUCCCGACACACCCACUACAUCCAACACAUCCACCGUGCACACCCCCACUCUCGUUCCAUCCGUCCGCGACACCACCACCACCACCGCCUCCUCUGUAGCUGACACUGACACCGCCGACUUCUCAUGCCCACACUGUCCACGCACAUUCACCUCACGCAUCGGCCUGGUCGGUCACUUGCGAAUCCAUCGCACAGAGACUGGCGAACCAGUGCCUGGAGCACCCACCUAUACCCAUCAAGCUCGUCUCAACUGCCCACACUGUCCUCGCACUUUCAGGCAUCGCAUGAGCCUAUUCGGUCACAUGCGCAUCCACGACGACCUGCGGUAGACAACCGCCGGCCACACCACACAUUCACUCACUCCCUACCUCCUCCACCACCACCAUCACCCCACCAGAAAUCAACACUCACAUACCUCAUGCACCCAACUGCCACCUCCCAUGCAAGUGGGAAGUCCGCAUCCCGACUCGGUCCCCAUGCGGCUUCGGCUGCACGGGUGACUUGAGUCCGAGACUAUCCCGACACGUCAAGCGUCGUGGAUAGGAAGGUUGCUGAUUGACGCCCGCUCUCGGUUCACGCAGUUCGUCGCGUUGUGUGUGUGUGUGUGUUGUGUGGAGUGGCGGACAGGUGGGCUGGGGACGAGCUGAAACAGCACCUUUCACGGCCCUCUCACGCAAGUGAGAGACACGCCGUUCAACCCCCGUUGUGUGAAAUCCUGGUGUUUGUGUGUGUAUGGGGGGCCAGGUCGUGCUGUGGUGCGCGCAGACAUGGUCAGUCGACCAUGUCAGCCACCGCGCCCAUUCCCCACUCCAGUCUUCUGACCGGCUCGGACAGCGGCUGGGGUGUGGGGAUAGGAAGGGAGAGUGAGGUCGACGACUCAGCGCACUUUCUCCUCACUAUAAACAAUCUGACGCGCUUGAAGCUACCACGGUGCGCUAAAAGCCGUGGCUUGGAAGGUUGCCAACUGACGGGGUACCUUGGACCUCCUCCUUCACUGGAGGCGGUCUGAGAGUCAGGCUGCAAUGGCUCCUUUUUAAUGUGGCCUUUAUGGCAUCCCCACCACAGUGUGGGAUCCGAGCCAGGCGUUGGCGGCACGCCCAGGGGCGGCUUCGGCCGUGCCAGCCUCCAAAUCUCUGUUGUGUUGGUUGAAAUCCUGGUUAUCGCUGUGUGGACCAGGGGGUGAGGUGGAACGCCAAGGUGAGGAUCCGUCCGAGCCAUCCACCUGCGACCUCCCUCGUCUCCGGUCUUCUUGACUCUGUCUUGACACCGGGUCCAGGCGGGGGAGGAGGAGAGAGUGUAGGUAGAUGCUACGCAAGUCUACCGGCACUAUAAACCCCUGCGUAAGUCACCGUCCCUGCUCCCAUUGCUGCUGCAACUGUGGGGCACACGGUGGACAUCAUCGAAACCGAUGGUCGAACUGUCACCUGAACGUAGUCCAGCAGAUGCCAGUGACGCCACCGAGGGUGAACCCACAUCGCCUUCCCCGAAUCGGAAGACGAAAAAUGUUGUUCAGAAGAAGACUGUGUUCCACACAGGCCUCUAAGGGGAGGCUAUUGCAUUUGCAGCUGCCGAUCACACAACAACUGAGCGCUCCCUUCAGGCAGCAUGGUCUGUGCUAAAGCCUGCACGGAGGCCGCUAAUGACAGGCAUUUCGUCCAUCUGCGGCACAGCUGACCGAAGGCAGUCUAGCCUGUGCUGGCGCGGGCACGGACGCCACCGAUAACAAGCAGUUUGUCCAUUUGCGACAUGGUUGGCCGGAGGACUUGCAGCUCUUCAUAGAACUUGUCCUCGGCGUCAUCGGAGUUGAUCAUUGAGGGGACGAGAACGCUGACAAAUAUGUUCCCUCGGAUGAGAAACCUCGGGAUUAUGAGGCGGUAAUUGAUGCCCUGUGGACAGUCGUCUCACAACGUCGUGCCUGAUGACAAAGGAGACUCCUAUUUCCCCUUGUUAUGCUCCUGAACGUUCGCUUCGGAAAAUGUAUCCAACACUCAUAUUCUACACUUAGCCCUGCUCAGAGAAGCGGAUCUCACUGGCAGCCGAAAGGCCAGUUUGUGGGCGACUAGGGUCAUCAUCCUUUCUUGACGCCUUGCCAGCGUGAAUCGUGUCACUCUGACCGUCUUUGGGGAGGCAUAGGAAUGUGGAGGGAAGUUGUUUUUUGUAGUUUGUCGAACGCAGGUUUCGCACCCACAAGCCACAGUCGGCUUGUGGAUGGGGUGUUUUAACAUGGAUUUUGAGGGCACUUUUUCUAGCCUCCUCCCCCGCGAGGGGGUAAGUAGAGCUACCCCUAAAUAGGGCUGCUUAGUCAUUGAAGGCGGUUGAGGUAUCCCACUAGAGAUCAACAUCUUUGCCUGGUAGAAGGAUUAUCCGAGUUAGGCCGCGUCGCCUAUGGGAUUACAUAUCGUGAUGUAUGUGGGAGUGGGGAGGGAGUUUGGGAAUUAUUUCGGGAUACUCUCAUCCGGCCUAGCACUCCGGUCAAGGACGGUUUUCGGGGUUUGGCCGCCGUACUAAUCGUUGCCCUAUGAAGCCAAAAUAUGAGCUGGAUGUCGCUACCGGGCAAAGCAGAGGCAGGCAGUAGGACCAUCGACGCGUUCAACAUACUGGACCUUCUUGCCAUUUGCUUCUAAAACGGGUCAUACGGUAGAUGGCUUGGACUAGAUCGAUGUCCGGCAGGCUUUAUCGGAAAUACUCACCUAUAACUAAUGUCGACAUUGGGGAUGUAGUGACAUUCCCAGUUGCAUGUCGAGGCUGCGCCAAUUGGGAUUCAUACCGUCCCCUACUUUGUUUUGUGGUAUAAAAGUUCGCCCAGCGUAUGUUAUAGACCGAGGUGUGGCCUUACGCCGUGUCGGCCACCCGCCCCAUCACCCGCCUCCAGUCUUAUUGACUUUGUCUUGACAUCAGAUCCAGUUGAAAGAGGAGGAGAGAGUGCGAUAGAUCCGGCGCAAACCCACUAUUAUUAGAGACGAACUCCCUCGCCUAUCACCGUUCCUGCUCUCACCCCGCUGUGGAGCACACGAUGGACAGCGUCAAAAACAACGGUAGAACUGUAGUUGCUUACCACCAUGAUCGGGCCAGGGCCAGUUGGCGUUACCUACGCUACAUUUUCGUGCAUGGUAGUUGCCGGCAACGUAUUUGCGGUAUGGCAUAAUCGUUAGUGCAAGGUUCUAUAAUGCUCAUUAAACUGCAUCGACGAAACUGGUGUGACCGUACAGCUACAGCGUGGGUUCCCGGUCACGCCGACCCUACGACACGACGCCCGCCUGAACGACUCUUUGUUAGAGUUUCGAUCGUCACCUUUUGCUGGAUCUUCACGCACGUUGUUAACAGCCACUCCUUGCGUAGCGGUCCCGAUGAACUAUUCUGCGGACCACCCCCAUCCUCACUGCGAGGUCAUCAAAAUCAUUCUAACCUGGCCCAAGCACCUAAUCGCCGUUAUACGGAGGACUGGGACCUCACUGAACCCUGUGUAACACAACAUCGACCAUUCCAGAAGAGUUUUUGAUCGGCUUCCAAGUAUGCUUGCUGCUGCUGCCCCGAAUGAGCGCAAGUUCUCCGCCUCAUUCAGUUUGUAAUUUUGGUGCUCAUGUCACAUUGGUUUGGUGUUCACAAAUAUAUUCAGAUUAGAGGAUUGUAUGUUACUGGUUCCGUUUUGAUUCGACUUUCUGGUCUAUAGCCCUGGCAGCCGGUCAUCCGUUCUCCGUCCAAAAGGCAGGACAAGCCAGUGAACUUUACUUAUAUGUGAACUUGUGUACUUCCGAUCUCGGCAGACGGAAUGUGGGCCCGGCAGCUCAUAUCGUCUGACAUAAGGGCCGAUUGGUCAUCUAGCCGGUUUUCGCCUCCUAGAUCCUCGACUGUUAUGUUGGCGCCCGACUGACUAAGGGCGCAAAUAGGCCAAAAUUUGUCAUUAGUGUCUGCUGUCGCAGUCAGAAACCCCUAUUGAUUUUGAUGUUGUUUAAAGCUAUAGCUGGAUUCCUCUACUUUGAUGCUGUAAAAAGUAACUCUGACAGUCUGUCGUUACCGGCCAUGUCAACCGUGUGCCCCACAGCAUGAUGGGGGCAGGGAUGGUGAAGUGUGCGUGAACUAGUUUGUAGUUAUGGUAGACUUCCGUCGCAUCUACCUUACUGUCUCCUCCAAAGUCCCACCGGGCCCGGUGUCAAGACAGAACCAAUAAGGCUGGCGGUAGAGUCGGACGUAGCGGCUGACAAGGCUAAACUGUCCGUCUGCGUACACAUUUGGUCUGCACGCAGUAGAUCAGGGUUUCACCAAAAAAACGAAUGGACGACUCUGAUCCCAGCAGGGUUUGACUGACAUAGAGGCCGCAUUCAGUAGUCAUAACAGCCUGACUCUCGUCGCUUGGCAGCCUUUUAAGCUACGGAUUUUGAGGAACCGUGAUAACUUCAAGCGCGUCACUUUGACUGUAAUGAGGAAAACGAUGAUGAACUGCGGUGAUGAAGUCCCCCUAGACGACCUUAUUCUGUCAUCUCUAAUUUAGGCCUAAGUCCGUUGUCUGAGAUGAUCAGACGUCUGAUGCUUCGAUCGAGUGCAAUGACUGACACAACUAGGCCUCCCGUCUACGCAUGCACACACGACCUACUCCCCACACAACAUGCCAGACUUCCACACAAAGGGUGUCGGCCGUUCGGAUCUCACAUGCGUUAGAGUGACGGGAAUGCCACGUGAAGAGGGAGUCAAAUAGCACAAUUUCCACCUACGCGUGAGAUGCCGAGCUCAUGUCCGCCGUUUGCAAUGUUGGACGUUCCCAUGCAUGGUGCAUGUAUUGAUGGGGUAAUAUGCGGUGACGUAGUUUAAUCUGCGUUGGUUUCCUGGAGAUUUGCAUGGAACCGCAUGUGACCGAGUAGACCCAUGCGGUGAAUGAUUGUGGUGAGCAGUGCGGACAGUGGAGGCGGAUUCGGCAACUGUAUAUCGGAGCCCCUGACACUGGGUUACAGAUGUCAGUGCGAUGGAUUCGAAAGAGACCGAUCAGACCGAUAAGUGAAGUGAAGGUACGAUCAUAAUGAGGACAUCUUGGAAUCAACUCCGCACUGCUGAUUGUGAGGGGGGAUGGUGACGGGGAUGGUGGCUGAUUGAGGAUUGUGAGUGUUUCUCUCAGUGAUGGGAGUGAAAGGAGUUUAUAUCCCCGUCCCCGUCUUCAUGAGGGUUGUGGAAGGGAUGACAGGAUGGUGGCGGCAGACAGGGGCGGACAUCAGGAGUGCUAUUAGCCGUGGGAGUAUGCCCAGUGGUAACUAUUCGGACGCUUGUGUAGGCAGCAGCUGGAGUUGUCGGGUUGUUAUUACAUUGGGUCCUACAAUUCAGACGGGGUCUAUCCGCGCACAGAAUGUUUGUUGAGCGUGUUGACAUGUUGGAGUUGAUGUGGGAGACGUUUGAAACUUACAAGCCGCUAUUUUGAAUUUAGCAUCGGCUAUCCGAUUGACUCCAUAAGUCGCUGCUGCAGCCUGCACUGCUGUCCACCAGGCCGGUCGAUCCUGGAUGAGAUCCUCCAACGUCUCCGCAGUGAUUUGAAGUUCCUUAUUAGGGGUUUACAGGCUUUUCUUGUAGCGUCCUUUUCGUCCUUCUUAUCAGCGAACACCCGUGGCGACAUCGCUUCAGAAGAGUCGUUUGGGUAGAUGCUGGGUAUCUAUCCACACGAGGUGGUCGCUAAAGAGCGGUCGAAGUUGCCUCAGCAUGAUGUGGAUGCCGAGGAUUCCGGUCCGUCUGAAGACUUCCGUGUCGGGGAUCCCGUAUAGUCAUCCCAAAUUCAUCUUUCCUCGGAGGCCGUUUAAGUUGAAUUGGUUGACUUCCCUUCCCUGUCUCUCGUAGGCUGUCCGUGUCUUCCUUUAUACAACAGCGUCGACAAGAUGAGAACUCUGUGCGUCUUGAGUUCGGUGUUGAGGUGGAGACCCUGGCGACUCCACACUGCGUCCUGCAGCCGCCUGAAGGUAUGACUGGCUUUGGCGCCUCGGUGGGCCACUUUAUCGUCGAUUAGGAUGCUGCUUAAACGUGCUGCCUAAGCAGAGAACCUUGUACACCGAGGCGUAUCGGGUGCCGAUGCUUCGUUGCACGACUGCUGCUGCUGUGACACAGUGGCUAUUGAAAUCUGCGUAGAUGCCUUCAUUUGUCGGGUGUUGAGAAACUAGCCUUCGACCCUGUAGUCGACGUAGACUCCUGACAGCUCCUCAUGAUAGGCGUUCGCCAGCAUAACGCAGAACGAAAGGUUAAGGAGAAUUAGCACGAGUACACAGCCCUGGUCCAUUCCACUAGCCAAUUCGGAUGUUUUCAAGAGUGCCCAUUGUCGAUAGUUUGAGCUCUAAUUCCGUAGUGGAGUUGGCGUAUCAUUUUUGUGAAGCGCAUCGGACAUCCGAAUUUCAAAAUAAGCCUCCAGAAUCUGCCGCCAUUCUCUGUAUUGUAGGCCAUGGCCAAGUUUGCGAUUGCAGUGUACAGGCUGGUCUGCAUUUCCUGGCAUUUUUCUUCUGGUUUGCUGGUUGCGAAGAUCAUGUCGAUGAUUCCGCGAUGUCUUCGGAAGUCAAACUAAUUUUUCAGAAGAAGUCUGUGUCCCGGAUGGCCGUUGAGACUACUUAGGAGGAUGCAAGCGAAGAUCUUCCAGCAGUGAUGAACACCGAGAUUCCUCCGUGACUAUCACAGAGUUUUUGGUCCCCUUUCCGCUUGUAGAGAUGGACGAUUGUCAUGUUCUUGAAAUACCGAGGGACUUGUCCCUGCUGCCACAUAUCCUGGAGGAGCAAUGUGAAUCUGUCCAUGAACGGAGGAUAGCCUUGCUCGUUGAGUUUGGAUCCCGGUGCUAUCUCGCUGCCGAGUUGUUGCACAACUCUAACAGUUUCUGGGACAGAAGGCGGGAGGUGCAGUCUGUUAGUGGCAGCGUUAUAGAUUGUGGACGGUCCACGGAGAACGUUUUUGAAGUGUUUCGUCCAAAAACGUAGAUGCAGUGUGUGCAGUGUCGAAACUGAGAAGCAGCGUAGUUCUAUUGACGCGGGUGCCGUAGACUGCCUUGUUGGAGUCAAAGAAAAUCCAGUAAUGACGACUUACAAGGCCAUUAUAGCGUCCUUUGUCCUUGUUUAUGAUACUCCUCGCUGCCGAUAUCACCGUUCUCCAUGAUGAGGACUAAAUCGUUACCAACAUAAAAAAAACUCGAAAACCUUGCUCGACAGUCUUUGAACAGUAGUUGUCAUAUUUUUUAAAGAAAAGUCUCCGUGAUGAAACCAGCGAGCCAAUAUCUCAUCGGAGGGCCUCUCUUCCGUUCAGCUGCGUUCCCGUCAAUCGUACCACGUGCUUAAAGACAAAACUUGCGUAACCAUGUAAAUGGAUGUUAUUGAGUGCUUUGUUUGUUACACCAUUUUUGUUCCUCAGUAAACUAAAUGCGAUGUUAAGCGAGGUAAUAACCUCGUCAGUGAUGGUCUGUAGCUCUUUACCUUCCUACAGAAACCUCACGAUCCAACAGGAAUGUGUACAGAAGUAUGGGAUCCCUAGGUACAAGUCUUGAAGCAGCCGUCUAGCGAAAUUGACUGUAGGCAUGUACUAGGGCUCCUUAAGUCGGCAUUUGUCCCCUCAAAGCGCUGCUCUGCAGAUGGAGUUAACCAAAACGGAGGGUCGGGUUGGCUCAUGGGCUGCGUUCUAUCGGGCAGCACAGAGACCGCGUGAAUCCGCACUUGCUGCCGUAUAUGCGUGCGGUGGCACGUCUUAUAUUCCGCUUAAGCCACCGUACUGAAUCCAACAUGUUGCUGGUUUACAAGCCCGGGCAGUCGACUGUGGCGUGGGAGAGAGAAGGGAGAGGGAUGUUGACAUUGGGAAGGCCAGCUUCGUGGUACAUUAACACAUUCCUCAUUAUGAUAAAUCUGACGCGCCAAAAGUCAUGGCUUGGAAGGAUGCCACCUGGCGAGCUAACCCGGUGAUUCUCAGGACUGAGGGCCUGACAGCAGUGGUUUCUUACCAACGUAGCCAUCAUGGAAACCCGGCGUAUGCGAAAUCCUAGUGUCUGGUACACGUGGAUUGAGAAGGAGGUCAUGUGGAACACGCAUGGUCCGGCUGUUUAGAUUUGAUAGCCGCUGCGUCCGCCUCUACCUCUUGACAUUGUCUUGCUUCUAGAAUCAAGCGGGUGAUGGAGGGUGGUGUGCGUUGGACGCUGUGAAAGUCUGUUUCACUCCAAACUGCCGCACGCGCAAGUCACAUUUACCGGGUCAGUUCCGUGUGACAAGCGGUUUUUGUCGCCAUCCGCGAAGGUCGGAUUGUUAAAAUGUCGUUAGCUAACAAAAAAACCCCGCGGCAAUGUCUACGUGUGGGCUAAACUGAACUCUGUUUACUUCGCGUUGGUAAACUCAACAAAUUGGACCUUAAUGGUUUCGAAAAUCAACUUUAAGCAUCCCAUCAGGUAACAAACCUGGUUUUCAGAAGCAUAAGUCAAGAUGUGUAAUAACCAGAUAGUAAAAGUACAUCUAUUACGAACAACACUGAUACUUUACAGGAAUAAAAACCGACAACGUCGCAAUAUGUGACCCCAUCCAGAAUGCAGAUGAUAGGUCAUUGUGCCUUACGGGACCGGUGGAAGUAAGGGUUAUAUGGGUGGGGCUAAUGGAUGAGAAAGAGAGCAGUGAAAAUGAAGUAAAUUGUGGAAAAAUGUUCUAAUUUCACGAAUAGGUUCAAGUAGAUCCGGGCAUGACCUUGAAAGCGACCCGGAAAAUUGAAUAAAGGCGAAAUUAAACGCCAAAAUCCAAAGGAGGCUAAAUAUAGCGCCCGCACAACAAGACGCCAAGUUCAGAAAUAAAGGCAGCGAAAUAUCUAACAGAAACCUAAGGGCGAGUGACGUUGGCGAUCUCCGCAAGGGCAAAGUGGGAAUGUUGACCCAACGGCGCGACAUAAUGAUGCAGAACAGUGGAUCACAGGGAAGCCACCAAGGGGGCGAGCAAAGGCACAGUAUACUAAAUUAGCGUGUAUACCAACCGACGAAUAAACUGGAUGUGAUAUCUAAGCGGAAAACUAUGCUGUCUUGGAAAAGGCAGUCAGUUUACUCAAAUUAAACGUUAAUACUGUCAUAAGAAUUAGUGGGCAGUAAUAAGUAAUAUGCAAAGUUGGGUCAUAUAUCGCGUCCUUUCCUAAAAACCUUUGCCAGGCAGGUCCAAGUGAUCGGCACAAAACUGUUCACUCGAAAGAGAGCUAAUUUCAAUUAUUUUGUUAACAGUGAAGUAAAUGCCAAUAGAAGCGAAGAGACGAGCCCCAGGAAGUAAUCUUGAAGAAGGAGACACGAUCGCCGGGACAAGAGCUUUAUUAGCCUGACGUUUCGGAUUCCUACUCGAAUCCAUCAUCAGAGACAAAAAAGCGGAAACGGGUGGUUGUUGCAUAAGGGGCUGUGGUAUUUAUAGGAUGCAGAAGCCAUGCUACCACAUACCUAUGAACAUUCACGGCUCCCACCCCUUCAUCAGGGAUUGUUGCACGUGGCGUGAUGGCCGACAUUCGAGUCGAUAAUUGCUGCAAUCUCAUCACGUGCGUUGGAUGUUGGUGUGAUGAUUGCUCGACCAUCUGACGCAUCGACCCCGGUGUUGGGAAAAGUGUUCACCUCUGCUCUCCCCACAGAUUCUCGCAAGAGGUGACAACUGCGUGAGCCGGAAGCUACUGGAAUCAUGGUUUACUGCCCCCCCCCCAGUCCAUCAACAAGUGCAACGAUGUUCCCACUCCAUACUCCGUGCUGAAACUUCGCCUUGGCGGAGUAACAAGCCAUGCGGCGAUGCAAACCGCAGCGUAUUCUAUCACUUGCUGAUCCUGUUGUAGGUCCUCCUCGUUAGUGUUCCAUUGCUAAGUUAAAUAUGACGCUCAUAAGACUGUUUGAGGACCAGCAGGUGAACUGCCUCGAUUUAAUGUUCACUAAGUCGCCUGAAAACAUGGACAUCGUGAACUGGCCCCUCUCAGUGGGUCAGAGUGACCAUGUGGAUCUUAUAUAGGAAUACGUCUUGUUUUUCUGCCAGUCCAACCACCUAACUCCCUGCCCAAUAUUUAGCGUGGCAAUUACGAACAUAUGAAAGAUAAUUUUAUUCCUCUUGACUGGGUAUAUAAACUCUCCGGAGAUAUCGAGGAGGCUUGGCGGCAGUUCAGAGAGAUAGCCCACAACCCCAUCUUCAGCCACUGCCAAUCAUGCCAAGAAGACAACCAAACAGAUCGCGUUGGUUGAUUUCACCUUUGAAGAAGGAAGUUUAAAAAAAGAGGAAACAACGAAAAAGAACCCUCAAUGAUCGGACGCCCGAAUCCCUCAACAAUUACAAGUUACUGAAAAACCGGGACAAAAUCCCCAUCGUCGGGGAUCGACAAGUCUUCGAAAAGAAUCUUUUGAACCAUGUUUUAGUUAAUGCCGAGGUCUUUCACGGUACAUAAGGCAGAGCACGUGGAAAAGGAUCAUAUCCAACUGCUUCAGAUGGCCGCGGAUACGGAAAUCUCGGAAGACAAGGAUAAGGCUGAACAUCUCUUUUAGUUCUUCAGGUCCAUCAAGACAAAAGAACCCGACUAUUUCCCACCCACCUGUGAAGACAAGGAAACGCGUACUAUUGAAACGGUUAUUCUGUAUCAGUAACACCAACAAUAGAUUACGGAACAAGCAGACAGUCUUGGUGUUGAAAGGAUAAAACAAUGAGGAUAUCAUUGAAAAUGACGCUAAGGCAGAACAUCUAAGUCGGUUUUUUGCAUCUGUUUUCACUGAUGAAACAGACUUUGACGAGGUUGGAUUGCCUGCUGGAACAACUGACGAAAUAAAAGAAAACAUCGACUUCACGGAAGAUGAUGUAAGGAAGGAACUUCUAGCGCUUAAGGAGGGUAAGUCUCCGGGUCCAGACCAAAUUCCGACAAAAGUUCUGAAGGAGUUGGCUUGCGAACUCGCCAGACCGCUUUUGCAUAUCUUCAGGUCGUCCUUUGACCGAGGCAUUCUCACCUCUGAUUGGAAAGUGGCGAACAUAUACCCCAUUCACAAGGGUGGAUCUAGAACUAGUACAAACAAUUAUUGGCCGGUGAGCCUAACGUGCAUUUGCUACAAAUUCAUGGAGAGAAUAGUCAAAAAAUCCAUAAUGAAGUUUCUCGAAGAAAAUAAUUUCUUCGAUAAUUCCCAACAUGGCUUUCGACGAAAUUACUCCUGCCUAACUAACAUGCUCUAUUCAACGGAACAGUGGUCUCGCUCGAUAGACGAAGGAACAAGAGUCGAUAUCGUUUACAUCGAUAUUAAGAAAGUGUUUGAUAGUGUUCCACACCACCGGUUACUUUACAAGGUCCGAGAGUCAGGGAUAAGGGGAAACCUACUAAACUGGGUAAAGGACUUUCUGGCUGAUCGAUUACAGUCUGUGAGUAUUGGUAGUGCGAAGUCAACGACAGUGCCAGUUGUGAGUGGAGUUCCUUAGGGCUCUGUACUCGGACCAUUGCUAUUUUUAAUUUAUGCUAACGACUGUAUGAAUGGACUGGACUGCAAUGGAGUCAUGCUUGCCGAUGACAUCAAGUUAUGGCGAGCGAUCAACGGGGAAAAUGAUGAACGGGCCCUGCAAGCAGGGCUGAACCGCCUAUGCGAAUGGUCUGAUAAAUGGCAGUUGAAGUUUAACCUUGAGAAGUGCGUCGCGCUGAGACUCAAAACAGCUAAAAGAGUCGACGGAGAGGAUCACCAUUACCUGCUUGACAAAAGGUGCCUUUCAAAUGAAACCGAACAAAAAGAUCUUGCGAUCAACAUUUUGUCGACCCUUUAAACUUCCUCUCAGUGCGUUAGGGCGGCCAAAAGGGCAACCAGUGUUCUCUUUGCCACUAAACGAACUUUCGUAGACAUAGACAAAGAGUUAUUUGGUAAAGUAAACGGAGCGUUCAUUCGUUCGCAUCUGGAAUAUGGAAUCCAAGAGUGGUGCCCAUGGCUAAAAGAAGACUAUAAGUUGCUAGAAAGAGUUCAUAGGAGGACGACAAAAAAUUGUGAAAGGCCUCAGGACUUUACCUUACAACUGCCGACUUAGUGAACUUAACCUCGUUCCUCUUGAGUACAGACAGAUUCGAGGAGAUCUCAUACAGGGAUAUCGGAUAUUGAGGAACCGGGACUGUGCUCUAAACCUCGACGAUUUAUUCACCCUGGCCACAACAACAAACCUGCGUGGGAACUCUCUGAAACUUAGAGGAUCCCGAUGCCGUCUGGACGUUCGCAGAUACCGUUUUUCACAGCGAGUCGUCGGUGCCUAGAACGGGCUUUCCGAGGACGGAAUAAUGGCGGAUACCACGGAGACGUUCAAGCAAAGACUAGAUGUAUAUUUGCUUGGACAAUACCGUUUUUCUGGACAGAACAGAUCUGUGGUGCCAAACCAACGCCUUGCAUACACCUAUCGCUAAUGCGGAUGACUGUCGUUUCAUUUUACCGAGAUGAUGCAUAACUUGAGUUUCAGUCCUGCAUUUUAAAUGAAAAAUAUUCUGUUGCGUGUUAGUGUUACUGACAACAUUUUAGCACCAUGUUUAUUUCAAGUUAGAUAUUGUACGUACCUUUUAAAAUAGGGUUUUUAAAGGCAUUGCCUAUUUCACUUAAAAUAUACUGGCCAAAAGCAUCCCAGCCCAAGUCUAACGUACAUUUCACAAAGGCGCAUUCUAAUAUCGCUAGUUCUGAAAUCCCGGAGGACAAACCUGGUCGUUCGGCGUGCUUUGGAGUAAAUCAGAGUGUAGCUUUCUGAAACUAUCAAGACUCUUGGAAUAUGAUACAUCCAGAUCCUUUAUAACCUCAGGCACAUUUAUGCCGUGAACGCUAAUACUUAGCUAGGGUUGGUGGUCAUGGCCAACCAGCAAAACUGAACAUUUAUGCCAAGAAACAGAAAGGCGACAUGUGCAGUACCACUGUCAAAGACCUGAAGAUCGCUCAUUGGCAGUUCGAGCAGGAUGUCGCCAUCUGCCGGCUUGUAUCGUUAUGCAACCUUUGAAUCGUCGCAAACAUGAAAGACCAACCAUUUUGAAAUAAAUCUGGUACAUCACUGACAAAAAGGCAAAAUGGGAACAGGACAAAUGCACAAUUCUGAAUGAUUCCACGCCUCGUGCGUGUGCGUUUGAAGAUAGCGUUGGAAAUCUUAAUCCGCUGUGUGCGACCAUCCAGAUAAGAGGAUAUCAAAUUCAGAGUUUUACCACCUAUUCCGACAGAGCGAAGUUUCGUGAGAAGGAGAGAAUGGUCAACACGACCAGAAAACUUGAUGAAAUCGAAAUAGACUGUGUAAAAUUCGAAACCAUCAUCUUUAGAUUGGAGAACAUGAUCAAAGAAAGAGAGCUUGCAGGUGUCCGAAGACCAAGUUUUGAGGAAUCCAUGCUGAGCAGCACUCAGUAGGUUAUCGUCUGUUAAGUGACACAUUAGCUUAUCUUUGACCAAUGUCUCUACGAUUUUCGAGCUGCCGGAGGGGUGUUUAUUGACCGAGCAUCUUUAAAUGUUGUGAUUUAGCCCAGCUUGGAAAGGGAAAAAUAUAUGAUUCCUUCCACAAAGUGGGAUGGGUUUCAUUUUCUAGAACAAGUUAAAGCAUUCUGCGCAGGAAAUAAGGGGAAGCCUUAUUUGCGUCCGCUUUUGAAGUUCUAGAUGGGACAGCAUCAGUUUUCGGGCUACAGUUACGACCCAGGGGAUGAAAGUUAUAAUUUCGAGAACAACAUAGGUUAAAGCCUAGAUGCCCGAAAACGGAGCGGUUGAGUGCUUAAUGGAAGUUUUAAACACGAAAGCAAUUGAUCCAUCUGCGGCGAUCUAAGCGUCAGCUGUAAGAUUUCAAAGAGCAUCUCGGAGGGUGAGAUGCCGCGUUUUCCCAUAGCGUCUUACUUUUCGACGAAAAAGUUUCGCGAUUCUUUACGAGCUUCUUCGUGAGAAGUGUACCUCGAAGGUUAGCUGUUUUUUUUCUCGGACAGUCUAUUAACCCGCAUAAAAAUAUAGCCAAUGGAUAGGAAAACGCGCAAGGUAUUCUGCAGACGAAAUCGACGAGAGAGUCUGCCCAGCCUACGGCGAAAGGUCGAGUGGAGGAAAACUUCAUCACCGAUAUCAAUUAAAAUUUAUAGAUAUUUUCUGCGUAGGCUGUGUGCGUAAAAAUAAAAAGAAAACGUGUUCUUAAUGAGUGCGGAAGUAAGAAAAAUGAAAAACACACACAUAGAAAAGCGCAAAGUAUAUGCAGAAAAACUGAAAAUACUAUUUAGAUUUGACUACAUUGCCAUUCUGGCGGCAAAUCCAAGUUCGCUGGGCCGCGUCCGGUUGUCGGUCUUGAGGAUUGGCGUUGUGAGUUUGUGGACUUAAUGCUAUGGUCCUUCUCGAUUUGCUUUCACGUACUGCUUUGAGGCUAUUUACUUCUGGAAGCGGGAACCGGGCUAGUUGCGGGAUUUUCUGUUUUGUAUGGACGAGUUAUUCUUUUUGUGAGACAGAGGUACCGAAGAUAAUAUAGUAUUUUAUAUUCCUGCAUAUAACUAAGAGGAAGAAGUAUCGAACUUGGAUCAGUCAUCGCUCCUCUAACCCCCGUCGACCUUUGGUUGUGAUAGGGAAUUUUCUAGCCAGGUCGUCUAUUUUGCAUAAUUGUUAUAUAACAUAGCGAAGAACUCAUUGUCGCACUCAUUGAAAUGGGCGUGGACAGUAGUAGCAUUAACGACUUUAAAAGAAAUGACAUAAACUACGAUACAAAGAAGCAUACUUGGAUCCAAGUAUGCUUCUUUGUAUCGUAGUAUACUCGCCCUUGACUCGGAAUUCCGUCAUCGACUCAAAUUAUUUUAUUGCUUAAUUUUACGCAUUUGCCUGUGCUAGUCUUGCGCCUUUUAAGUCAGUCAUGUUCACAUUCCAUUUCAGACGAUUUGUGA